GAAGCAGGAGGAAAGGCCGGCAGGCAGGCGAUGGCGCCCCCGGGACUGCGCCGCAUACACACGGACUGCGUGGAACGGCCCCUGUCGCGCGCGCUGCGGGCAUUAGGCGCCUUGGUGGGCGCCUACCCGUGGCCCUUCCUGCUCGUGCCCUUGGCGCUCACGGGCGGGCUGGCCGCGGGCUUCAAGUACCUACCCCGCAGCGAUGUCGGCGACCUCGAAGCCAUGUACACGCCCAUCGCAGCCCCUUCCAAGACGGAGCGCAGUUUCGUCCUGGCGCACUUCCAGACGGACGACGCCACGUUCUUCUCCCCGCCGAGGCUGAACACCGAGGGCUCCUUCGCCUCCUUCAUCGCCGUGGCCCGCGACGCAGACUCGCUCCUCACCCGGGAGGCCUUCGCCGAGUUGCUGGAUCUGGACGCCGCCUUCCGGAGCAUCGCCAUCGGGGGUGUCACUUUCGAAACCCUUUGCGCGCGCACCGGGAACGCCACGUGCCACAGCCCCAACCCGCUGCUCAGCGCCGUGCAAGGCGACCCGGCCAGGAUCGAGGCGCUGCUACCCACCCUCACUUUCCCGGUCACCCAAGGCGGCGUUUUUCUCGGCCCCUUCCUGGGUGGGGAGAAGCUGCUUUCCGGAGUCGGCCAGGCGCCCCGCUUGCGGGCGGCCAAAGUGAUUCGCCUCAUCUAUUUCUUGCAGAAUGACUUGCCUCCGCGGCGCGAGGCCAGCAGGAUCUGGCUGAAGAAGGCCUUUCUGAAGCGCAUCCCCGGCGUGCUGGCCUCCUUAAAGCUCAAAUUCAUCCGGGUGUUCUAUAUGUCCUCAGUAUCCAAAGAAGAAGAACUGGAAAAACUUAGAAACAAAGUGAUCCCAUUGGCCAGUGCUGCGUAUUUUUUAACAAUAGUCUUUUCAAUUGUAUCGUGUUCAAGGAUGGAUUGUGUACGGACAAAAAUUUGGGUUGCGUUUUUUGGGGUGAUGUCAGCAGGCUUAUCUGUCGUCAGCAGCUUUGGAUUACUGCUGUUUUGUGGAGUGCCAUUUGUUAUCACAGCUGCAAAUUCACCCUUUCUUAUACUUGGGGUUGGUGUUGAUGACAUGUUCAUCCUGGUGUCCUGCUGGCAGAAGACUCAAGUGAAGAAGAGUGUCAAAGAUCGGAUGGCUGACACCUACACGGAAGCAGCUGUCUCUGUUACCAUCACAUCGCUUACCGACGUCUUAGCCUUCUACAUUGGAGUUGAAAGUACCUUCAUGUCCAUUCGGUCAUUUUGCUUGUAUUCAGGCACGGCCUUUGUGUUCUGCUACAUCUACAACCUGACUUUCCUUGGGGCAGUUCUUGCUCUUAAUGGCCGAAGAGAAGAAAGCAACAAACAUUGGCUAACGUUCCAGAAAGUGAUGGCUACGCCUCAAGAUUUGAAGGGCCCUAUGUAUAACAGGUGCUGUAUAGGAGGGUUUAUUGACGAGUCCACUGGAGCAGAGAUUGAGCAUCCUAUGAAUGGCUUCUUUAAAAAUUACUAUGGCCCCUUCCUGAUGCACACCUGGAGCAAGUUGUUUGUGGUAGUCCUGUAUCUGGCAUACCUGGUUAGUAGUAGUUUUGGGUGCGGACUACUUAAAGAAGGUAUAAGUGCCCGAAAACUAGCUGUAGAUCGUUCUUAUGUCAUCCCGUAUUUUGACCUGGAAGAAAAAUAUUUUUCUGAGUAUGGCCCAAGGGUCAUGGUUAUUGUUACGAAAAGCAUACCGUAUUGGAAUUCAUCUGUCCGUGCAGAUCUUGAGAACUGCAUGCAGUCAAUUGAAAAUCUACCCUAUGUAGACAAGGAUCUUUCAGAGUCAUGGUUGAGAACUUAUGAAACUGUUGCAAAAGGCAUUUCUUCAAAUUUAGAUGACCGGAGUUCAUUUAUUGGCAAUUUAUCAGCCCUGUUUAGAGUACAGCCACAAUUUGUGUGGGAUGUUAAUGUUAGUGCUAUGGAAAUUCUAGGGUCACGAUUUUUCGUACAGACCAUCAAUAUUACCAGUGUAGAGGAGAAGAAAGAACUUUUAAACCAGUUCAGACAGCUUGCAGAGGACUGUAAGUUACCACUGAUGGUUUAUCAUCCAGCUUUUAUAUACUUUGAUCAAUACAAUGUAAUAAUUAAGAACACCAUUCAUAGUGUUUUGACCGCUGCUGGUGCUAUGUUAAUUACUUCCUUGUUACUCAUCCCCAAUCCUCUUUGCUCCUUGUGGGUAACCUUUGCUAUUACUUCUGUUAUUGUUGGUGUGUCUGGUUUCAUGGCCUUUUGGAAUGUGACCCUUGACUCCAUAUCCAUGAUCAGCCUUGUUAUCUGCAUAGGGUUUUCAGUAGACUUCUCAGCCCAUAUUUCGUAUGCCUUCAUUGCCAGUGAGGAACCCAGAGUGAACAACAAGGCAGUGGAUGCUAUCUACCGCCUCGGUUACCCUAUCCUACAGGGAGCUGUUUCCACCAUUGUGGGUCUCCUGAUGCUGUCCAUGUCAUCCACUUACAUCUUUAGAACUUUUUUUAAGAUAAUGUUUCUGGUUAUCGUGUUUGGACUUGUUCACGGUCUCGUUUUUAUUCCUGUGUUUUUAACAUUCUUUUUUUGGGAUACUGUUCCUUAAAAUCAACCAUUAGGGUUUAUCUGCAGACUCCAAAAACACUACCUGCCUGUUUGUGAUGGCAUGGUUCAGCCACUGUAGCAAUGGUGCGCCCCAGAUAAGAGUAGAAUGGGAUAAAGAUUGUUUUGGUGCCUGUAAGGAGCUUAACAACAUUGCCUUUACAGAAGAGGCACUUUGCUUCUCCUCUUUUGUGUCGGUGUCCCAGCUGUGCCUUGGGUUCAGAGCCAUGGCAGGCACCUAGAUAAGGGGGUGCAGUGUGGCAAAGGGAGAAGUCUAGCUGGUUGCAGUGUGGGUCCCUGUAUGAGGCAAAUCAAGUCCAGGCCCAAAUCUCAUACGAUCUGGGCUCUCAUUGUAUUUGUGUAAACCUUUUUUAAAUGGGAGAGUUUGUAUUCUGGAGUGCCUGCCAGUUCAUCGUCAUCAGUAAAGGAAACAGGAUUGUUGAUGUGAGGCUUGUCAAAAGAGAAGAUCUGAAAUCGGUGCCAUAGAUUCAAUCCUUAAAAGCACUGAGGGGCAAUUCUCAUGUGAAACAGGGCUGACUGUCAACAGGACAUCAUGAAGGUGAAAGCUGAGGUGAUCUCCCCAGACCUUCAUCAAAAAUUGUAAUGUAUA
Molecule: messenger RNA, 3201 nt
Organism: Zootoca vivipara (common lizard)
Lineage: Eukaryota; Metazoa; Chordata; Lepidosauria; Squamata; Lacertidae
Product: patched domain-containing protein 3-like
Cellular component (GO): membrane
Source: RefSeq, a predicted model, not a curated record